Messenger RNA from Solanum verrucosum, 1362 nucleotides. RefSeq names its product probable pectinesterase 8. Gene Ontology annotation, biological process: cell wall modification. The coding region runs from base 47 to 1210 and encodes 387 amino acids. Gene Ontology annotation, molecular function: pectinesterase activity. The record is from RefSeq and is a predicted model, not a curated record. The transcript has 5 exons. NCBI's taxonomy places the organism in Eukaryota, Viridiplantae, Streptophyta, Magnoliopsida, Solanales, Solanaceae.
UAUAAGUAUUAUUGUCACCUUCUUUAUUUAUCGUUCCAUAAAAAAAAUGAAUCCUAAGGCCAUAUAUUUCCCAAUUUUCAUAGCAAUCUUUGCUGUUUUAGCAUCAACUCAACCGCCCCGAACGUACUUCAACUGCUUUCUUGAUCGAUGCUCUACAGCUUUAUCGUUAUGUAUUGUUAAUCGCCAUCACCAUCACCAUCAUCAUCGUCAUGACACUGACGAUGAUAAGGCAAGACAAUCUCCCUGUGACAAAUUUACUCCAAAUUUUCCAACUAUAGACCCUAGUAACACGUCAAUUAUCUGCGUUGAUCGAAAUGGAUGUUGCAAUUUCACCACAGUGCAAGCUGCAGUUGAUUCUGUUGGGAAUUUUAGUGUCAAAAGAAGCUUAAUAUGGAUAAGCAAUGGCAUUUAUUUUGAAAAGGUAAUUAUUCCAAAAACAAAACCUAACAUAACAUUUCAAGGGCAAGGGUAUACGACAACAGCUAUCGUAUGGAAUGACACAGCCAAUUCUGCAAAUGGAACAUUUUACAGUGGCUCUGUCCAAGUUUUCUCUACCAAUUUCAUUGCCAAGAAUAUGAGUUUCAUGAAUGUAGCUCCAAUGCCGGUACCCGGGGCGGUAGGAGCACAAGCAGUGGCGAUCAGGAUAGCCGGAGAUGAAGCUGCCUUUUGGGGUUGUGGAUUUUUCGGAGCUCAGGAUACCCUUCAUGACGAUCGUGGUCGUCAUUACUUUAAGGAUUGUUAUAUUCAAGGUUCCAUCGACUUCAUUUUUGGCAAUGGCAAAUCAAUCUACGAGAACUGUCAAUUAAUAUCAAUAGCAAGCCCAGUAGCCCCAGGAGUGAAGUCGAUAAACGGGGCAGUAACAGCACACGGCAGAGCUACCAAAGACGAAAAUAGUGGUUUCGCUUUUGUGAAUUGCACUUUAGGAGGCACUGGUAGAAUUUGGUUGGGGCGUGCGUGGAGGCCUUACUCCACAGUCAUCUUUGCUAACACUUACAUGACGGAUAUCGUGGCUCCUGAGGGUUGGAACGACUUGAAUGACCCAAUGAGAGACCAGACAAUUUUUUAUGGGGAGUAUAAUUGCUCCGGAGCAGGAUCCAAUAUGGCACUGAGGGCGCCAUUUGUUCAAAAACUUAACGAUACACAAGCUCUUCCAUUCCUCAACUCAUCUUUUAUUGAUGCUGAUUUGUGGCUUCAAUCUUUCUCCUCUUAGCAACUUCUCCUUCUUUAUAUUUUCUCUCUCUAAUUAUAAAUUUAUGUGUGAUGAACUCGAUUGCAUAAUAUUCCAAAAUUGAACGACAUUGUUGUAAUAUUAUUUCGGAUUUGUCUUGUAUAUAUAUAUGAAAAUACACAUUGACACUAUUA